AUGAGUUCGGGAAUGCCUGAAUUAGGCUCCAAAAUAAGCCUAAUAUCUAAAGCCGACAUUCGCUACGAGGGCCGACUUUUCACCGUUGAUCCUCAGGAAUGCACAAUAGCUUUAGCUAGCGUACGAUCAUUUGGAACUGAAGAUCGCGAAACCCAGUUUCCAGUAGCACCUCAGAGCCAAGUAUAUGAUUACAUCUUGUUCAGAGGAUCUGACAUUAAAGACAUCCGAGUGCUGAACAAUGUGCCGUCUCUUCCCAAUGACCCGGCAAUUGUUCAAAUGUCGGUACCACCAUCGUUGGGUACCGGCAAUCAGGGCCAGUUCGUGGGACAGUACAGCCAUCCCGUCAUCGGACAGAACCAGUAUCCUCAAUAUCAUCCAAUGGGAGGAUUUCCCAGUGGUGUACAUUCACAGCUCAACAAGACCAGUGAGUUGUCCCCUCAGACAUCUGUGGAUCUAGCUCCGCAGCAGCCUGUAACAGCUCCAAUUGGAUCUGGCAUUGUACACCACAACCAAGUGAAAGACCAAGGUUCCAUGCUAGAUCUCAUCGGAGGAGGAGGUUCACAACAAAGUGCUUCACGUUCUGGGACUCCCGCUGCUGUUGGACACAGAAAGAGCCCAACUGCUGAUCAGGGUACCCAGCAGAUUGGAUCAGGCGCGAGUAGUUCCGGCCAGCGGGAGUCACGACGUGUUGCAACCGGUCCUAAGCCGGUGCGACGACCAAGUUCUCGCAGUCGGCAGAGGCACUCAAGUGGGUCGCAGACCCAGCCACAGCAGCAGCCGGCGCAGGCGCAGUCACAGACGCAACAGCAGUCGCAGACCCAACAUCACCACAAUCACCACCAGACCGGUGAGCUUGUUGAAAGCCAAAACUACAAUCGUGGCGGUUGGAGAGGUCGGUCCCGGGGUCGCGGUCGUGGCUUUGUACCGCGCAAAGGGAACACGUUGAAGUUUGAGAACGAUUAUGAUUUCGAACAAGCUAACACAGAAUUUGAGGAGCUGAGGAAUCAACUUGCCAAAGCUAAGAUAUCCGAUGGGGAGACCAAGGUUGAGCACGAAGUUGAGCAGGGUGAAGUGGACAAGAAGGAUGACUCUGGAAAUGAAACUGGUGCUGGGGAACCAGAUGUCGAGGAAGAUUUUACUGGCUAUGACAAGAAGCGAAGCUUCUUCGAUAACAUUUCGUGCGAAGCUGUUGAGAGGCAAAAGGGUCGCAGCCAAAGGACGGAUUGGCGGACUGAACGCAAGUUGAACUCUGAAACAUUCGGCGUUGCGUCUGCAAGGCGCGGCACGUGGCGUGGGCGACCUGCCUGGAGGCACAACCCCCAUAACCCACACAACCCUCACAAUAUGCAUAACAUGCAUAACCAACAUCCGAUGGCAUACUUCCCAAGCUGGAGGCCGAUGCGUGGUGGACGUGGGCGCCCAGGCAACUUCAACAACCAUCAGCACCACAACAACCACAACAAUAACCAUAGCAACCACCGUCAACAGCGCAACAACCAACUUCCGGUGGCCGCACCUCAGCAACCUGCUCCUGCAGCUACUACUGCCAAGUAG
Molecule: messenger RNA, 1554 nt
Organism: Leptosia nina
Lineage: Eukaryota; Metazoa; Arthropoda; Insecta; Lepidoptera; Pieridae
Source: the annotation of a GenBank genome assembly